CCUUUUAUUUUUCCUUGGUUUCUUUUCUGGUGUCAUUUCAGGAGCACUUCUGGAGCUUAGACAAGACAGAAAACAAGAUCCCACCGCAGCUCAUCUUCCAGAUCUGGGACAAUGACAAGUUCUCUUUUGAUGACUAUCUGGGCUCCAUUCAGAUGGAUCUCAACAAGAUGCCCAAACCUGCCAAGACAGCUGAGAAGUGCUCCUUGGAGCUGGUGGAUGAGACCCUCUCUUCCAGUCAUUUCGUGUCACUCUUUGAGCAGAAAACUGUCAAAGGGUGGUGGCCUUGUGUCACUGAGCAGGAUCAAAGGAAGAUCCUGGCGGGCAAGCUGGAAAUGACUUUGGAGAUCGUGGCAGAGCAGGAGCAUGAAGAGCGGCCGGCGGGCGUGGGUCGGGAUGAGCCCAAUAUGAACCCCAAGCUGGAGGACCCCAAGCGCCCCGAGACCUCCUUCCUGUGGUUCACCUCCCCCUACAAGACCCUGAAGUACAUCCUCUGGCGGCG
Merops nubicus (carmine bee-eater) is the source of this 499-nucleotide messenger RNA. Its product is annotated as dysferlin-like. Gene Ontology annotation, biological process: plasma membrane repair; T-tubule organization; negative regulation of phagocytosis. The transcript has 4 exons. Lineage: Eukaryota; Metazoa; Chordata; Aves; Coraciiformes; Meropidae. The record is from RefSeq and is a predicted model, not a curated record. Gene Ontology annotation, cellular component: cytoplasmic vesicle; T-tubule. The annotation marks the transcript as partial. Gene Ontology annotation, molecular function: calcium ion binding; calcium-dependent phospholipid binding.